This is a messenger RNA of Xyrauchen texanus (razorback sucker), 1078 nucleotides long. RefSeq names its product solute carrier family 2, facilitated glucose transporter member 11-like. Gene Ontology annotation, molecular function: hexose transmembrane transporter activity. Gene Ontology annotation, cellular component: membrane. The record is from RefSeq and is a predicted model, not a curated record. The transcript is spliced from 7 exons. Gene Ontology annotation, biological process: monosaccharide transmembrane transport. Bases 110 to 1078 code for a protein of 322 amino acids. NCBI's taxonomy places the organism in Eukaryota, Metazoa, Chordata, Actinopteri, Cypriniformes, Catostomidae.
GCUCUGACAGAAGUUCUGGCUGAGGUUGAGUUCACAUUUCAGAAAAGGUCUGUAUGCAUGAUAAAGACACAUUCGGGAUAUUUAGUGAAACUUUAAAGAAACUUCAAAAAUGGGCAACGAAAACGGAGAUGUUAAGGAAUAUCAACCUUUACUUAAAGACUUCAAAGAACCAAAAAGACAAAUAAAGGUUCCAAGUAAAUCUCUUCUUCUGGCUGUAUGGGCAGCAUGCAUUGGGGGAACGUUCCAGUAUGGCUACAAUAUAUCUAUCAUUAAUGCACCUACCAAGGCUGUGCAGAGCUUCAUUAAUCAGACAUGGAUGGAGCGGUACAAUACUGAAAUCUCAUCACAGGUGCUCACUUUCCUCUGGUCCACAAUAGUGUCCAUAUUCACUCUCGGUGGACUUGUGGGAGCCUCCGUGGGAGGAACUCUUGCCAUUAGAUUUGGAAGGAAAGGGACGCUAUUAUUCAACAACACUUUUGCUCUGCUGGCUGCUUUAUUCAUGGGGUUGAGUUAUCCUACUAACACUUUUGAGCUGCUAAUCAUUGGGCGCUUUCUCACAGGACUAAAUGCAGGUAUCGGCAUCUGUGUGCAGCCUCUGUAUCUUGGUGAGAUCGCACCCAGAGCUCUGCGUGGCGCCAUGGCGAUGGGAACUUCCAUUUUUAUCACUGGUGGGAUUCUAACAGGACAAGUGAUUGGCCUCAAGGAGUUAUUAGGUAGGGAGGAGUUGUGGCCCAUCCUCUUGUCCACCACCUGUAUUCCAGCCAUACUGCAGCUGUUGAUUCUGCCCUGGUUCCCAGAGAGCCCUCGCUACCUGCUCAUCGACCGUGGAGAUGACCUUGCCUGCAAAAAGGCUCUAAUCUGGCUCCAAGGCAUGGAUAACUACCAUGGAGAAAGGCAGGACAUGGAGAGAGAGAGGGUCAGUGCGAUCGGGAUUAAACCCAAGAAGCCCUGGGAGCUUUUCACUGACCGAAGUCUUCGCUGGCAGCUACUCACCAUCAUUCUGCUCAACAUGUCCCAGCAACUCAACGGCAUCAAUGCAGUGCGUAUCACACUCAUAUUCAACAUUGUAACAGCAUAA